Messenger RNA from Labeo rohita (rohu), 843 nucleotides. RefSeq names its product hydroxycarboxylic acid receptor 2-like. Gene Ontology annotation, molecular function: G protein-coupled receptor activity. The coding region runs from base 1 to 843 and encodes 280 amino acids. Gene Ontology annotation, biological process: positive regulation of Rho protein signal transduction; phospholipase C-activating G protein-coupled receptor signaling pathway. The transcript has a single exon. Lineage: Eukaryota; Metazoa; Chordata; Actinopteri; Cypriniformes; Cyprinidae. The record is from RefSeq and is a predicted model, not a curated record. Gene Ontology annotation, cellular component: membrane.
AUGAACAACUCUGCAGUGAACUUCACCACAUCUGAAACAUCUAAAGACUCUAUAACUGAUUCUUUCUGGUUAUGGGAAAUUGUGAAAAUUUGUGUGUUUAGCAUCAAUGUGCUGUUUGGUUUUCCUACACAUGCCUAUGUCAUAUGGCUCAUCAUCUCAGGAACAGGAAGUGGAGUUGCAUCAGAGUUCUUCAACCUCAAUCUCUCUGUUUGUGAGAUUGGCACCUGUCUGAAUUGUUUUCUUUAUAUCGUGUCACUUUGCUUUCCAAGUAUCUCAAAUUUACUACUGUUUUUACAAGGACUAGUCUUCACUGGACGUCCUCUGUUUCAGUGUCUGAUCUGUGUUGAGCGUUACCUGGCAGUGGUUCAUCCUGUAACCUUUCUGAAGUACAAAUCUCUCAGAUACAGAGUAAUUUGUUCAAUUUUGUCUUGGAUGAUUUGUCUUGGCUCCUGUUUCUUCUGCUUAUUUAUUGACUUUAUAAAGCACAGUCAAAUAAAUGCACCAGUCUUCUCGCUGCAGUUCCUGCUUGUCCUCUCCAUCCAGUUGUUUUGUCUUGUGGCUGUUCUUAGAACUCUGAAGCAGUCAGGACCAGGAGAAAGAAGGGGAGACAGAGUGGAAGAAAACCACAUGAAGAAAAGAGCGUUUCACCUCAUUCUCAUAUCUACUGUGAGCAUGACUAUCAUAGAUGUGCCAUUUAUUAUCGCAGGAUUAAUUACCAUUCUAACAAACCAGUAUUUUAAUUUUCUUUGGGUCACUGGUGUGGUUUGUUAUGUAGCGGCUGGUUUUGUGCAACCUGUUCUUUAUCUGCAACGCACUAGAAAACUCUCCUGCCUUUGUGUCUAA